This is a messenger RNA of Neurospora tetraspora, 774 nucleotides long. RefSeq lists its product as uncharacterized. The transcript has a single exon. The record is from RefSeq and is a predicted model, not a curated record. Bases 72 to 707 code for a protein of 211 amino acids. Lineage: Eukaryota; Fungi; Ascomycota; Sordariomycetes; Sordariales; Sordariaceae.
AAUCGCACCUGCAGCACCGCGGCAGACGCAUCACAUUCUCUCUUCCAGGCGAACGCCCGUCCAAAAACGCAAUGGAGUCAACCAACCAAGUCGCCCAUGAGCUCGAGGGCCUGACUCUUGACACGGGCACUACUACCCAUGCCGCUUCUUCGACUCACAUCUCCGCCAUCGAGGUCGUCCACAAUGCCUCCGGCAGCACUACAGGUACCUCGAUUAACUCUACCCAUUCUGCCAGCGACAACACUCCCCACGUCGCAAACACCACCGGCUCCGGUGCCACCUCAACUACCACCAACAACACCCACUUGGCGCACCUCCGUCGCCAGGACGCCUACAGAGUCAACACCAACAAGCAGGCCAACCUCACCCGCGCCCAGGCUAUCGCGCUCGGACAUGCCCCUCCCCGUGUUGCCAACCACCGCGCCAACCUCCGUAACCGGCUCCACUACGAGCAGCGCCUUCAGGCCAUUCGCAGGGCUAUACACCAGGUCAAUCAUCAGGUCAACAGACCCACAGUCAAUAUGUUGAGGCAGCUUGAGGCGAGACAGAGAGCCCCCGUCAUCCAAGUUGUCAUGACCCCUGAGCAGAGGGCCGCAGCGGUAAGAGCCGAGAGAGAGCGCGACUUCUGGCGUGCGGUAGCGGAGGUGGGGAUGACUCAUCUUGUCGGGCAGAGGGAAUUGGAUGAGUGGAUGGCGAAGUAUGAGUGAGGAGGGGACUGGAGAUGGCGGUUGUGGCUGGUGGGGUGCCCCGAUUCGCGAGGGAGGUUGGUGAUGG